AUGACAAUCUAUGAGUUCGACCCGUCGACGCUGGAGACUGUCGGAGCCCCCUUCGAAGGGCACACCAAUGUUAUUUGCGGUCUUACACUUUCAUUUGAUGGUGUUCUUCUUGCUAGCGCUUCCAAAGACGAUACCAUCAACCUCUGGGCCUUCGAGUCCCGCCAGCUCCUCGCCUCAUUUGACGUUCAGAAACCUUCCCGCAUCAUCAUCUCACCCGACUCGCGCCAACUGGCUUACACAACCUGGGAUGAUAUAAAUAUCUACAUAUGCAACACUCCAUCCAGCAUCCUUGCUAGCAUCCGCCAGCCUGGACAAGGAGCACUGUCUAAUGCCAGCGCACCUCACAAUCCGUGCAUUGCUGAUCUACUCAAUACCCGCGCAGACAUACUUAUCCCCUCAGUCUCUUUCAUCGGACUGAGGUCUAACACUGUCUAG
Messenger RNA from Suillus clintonianus, 435 nucleotides. RefSeq lists its product as uncharacterized. The transcript is spliced from 4 exons. The record is from RefSeq and is a predicted model, not a curated record. Bases 1 to 435 code for a protein of 144 amino acids. Gene Ontology annotation, molecular function: protein binding. Lineage: Eukaryota; Fungi; Basidiomycota; Agaricomycetes; Boletales; Suillaceae.